Messenger RNA from Fusarium vanettenii 77-13-4, 1794 nucleotides. RefSeq lists its product as uncharacterized. Gene Ontology annotation, molecular function: ATP binding; ATP hydrolysis activity. Bases 1 to 1794 code for a protein of 597 amino acids. The record is from RefSeq and is a predicted model, not a curated record. Lineage: Eukaryota; Fungi; Ascomycota; Sordariomycetes; Hypocreales; Nectriaceae. The transcript is spliced from 5 exons.
AUGGACGUCAAGUCCAAUGCCAGACCAAAAUUGCAACUCGAAAUCCAAUCCGACACCCUGCGACGAGGCUUUGCGCUGAUUGCACAAAACAUGACAACCAUCAGGCUGAGUCAUGAUCCAAUCAUUAUUCCAGAACCGUUCAUGGAGGUUUAUCACUGUCGUGGGAAGAUUCAGCAGGCAUUAAAGGCCGAGGAAAGCGACAUUCUUCGAGCUGAGCUUCAGUUACUCGUCGACUUUCAAGACCAGUACAUGAAGGAAACGAUCAAGACGAUUGACCAGUUCAUUAGUAACGGCUACAUCGAGUUUGAAUGGCUCUGGGCAAUCUUUCCACCAGGGGAACUCGUCGUGAUCGAGAAUGUCUCGGCUUCAGAUGCACCCAUCCAAUGGUGUGCUAUAGUCAAGGCGUUUGAGUUCAAAACCUUGGAUUCCGGUGCCCAGGUCUGGAGCCUCACUCUAAUGCACACUGGUUUUAACGGUCUCAGGCUUGGGAAAACUGAAACGAAACUCAGCUUUCCGGCCUUCUCUAACAACAUCGGGAUUUCUCGACUUCCAGCCUACCCAUUGAAGUAUUGCAAAGAUGAGAUUUGGGUGCAGCAGGAGGCAAUUCGCCGUGGAAGAAGCUACGAGACUUACUGUCUAGCGAGCUCCCGAGCCAAAGAGUCCCCGGUCGGGACCCCGAUGUGGCAUGCGGGACCCAUCUGGACGGAACGACGAGUCAUCGUCGAUUUUGAAGGCUUUUUUGAACACUCUCCCAUGUCAAACACGGCCACAUCAAUCACACAACUGGGAGCAUCCUUUACACUAAGUUCAUUAUCAGAAGAUGAGCUUCUCACAUGCCCACCCCUCGUCCCAGCCUAUUCUUUCACUUCUCGCCAGUGGUGUUUCGUCUUUAUCGAUGACCUCUCAAAGAUCGUGUGGAAGCCACAAAUCUUUGAGCAGCUGCAGAUCGACGAAGAAAUGAAGGGCGCUCUUCAAGGCCUCGUCCGUGGCUACUCAACUCAUGCCGUCCUGUUUGAUGAUUUCAUCGAAGGAAAAGGCCGCGGACUGGUCUUCUUGCUUCAUGGGCCGCCAGGUUGUGGAAAGACAAUGACAGCAGAAAGUAUUUCAGAGUCUUUGGAGAAGCCCCUCUACCACGUCAGCGGAGGUGAGCUCGGCGCUUCCGUUGAAUCAAUUCAAGAUGCUCUCGAAACAGCGUUUGAAAGAGCCACACGCUGGGAUACGAUUCUUCUCUUGGAUGAGGCCGACGCAUUCCUAGCGAGGCGAGAUGGCGCUGAUAUUGAACGAAACUCUCUCAUUGCUGUAUUUUUAAGAUUACUCGAAUAUCAGUCAGGCAUUGUAUUCCUCACAACCAACAGACCGAGUGAUUUCGAUCCAGCCUUCGAGUCAAGAAUUCAUCUUCAAAUCUCCUUCUCUCGCCUGGAUGCUUCCAAGCGAGAGCUGAUUUGGAAGCUGCUGGCGCAAAAGAAUGGAGGCUGCAAUCUCUCGCCCGAGCAGAGCAAAGCACUGGGAAAGCUACCCUUGGAUGGACGCCGGAUCAAGAAUAUCCUGCGACUAGCCUCACUAUUCGCUGCCAACAGGAUCCAAGGCAGCAGUAAGGCCAAUGGAGAUGCCGGUGACUUGCUGGUGGAUAACAGAGAGACUGAUGUGGUGAUGGAGUUUGGGGAUAUCAAAAAGGUUCUCCCAUUUGCUAUCACAAGGUUGGAGAAUGCGAAGAGAGCCCAAGAGGAGUAUAUAGAGACAGAAGAUCUGCCAGCGGCACUGGCGGAUCUAAUGGCAGAGUUCAGUUUGAAGUGA